AUGGCUGACCACCUUGGCUCUACGCUCGACUCGACAUAUACCCUCUACGACACCACCGACCAGAAGGACGCCGACACCAUCCGCUCCUUCGCCAUCAAGACCAACCUCACUAUCCCCUUCACCCUCAAGGCGAAGAACAAGCAAAGUGUGUUCAAGCCUCACCACCUCCAUGCUCUCAUCGACUCGGGAGCCUUCAACAACUUCAUCGACAUCAACUUCGCUAAGGCCCUCAAACUCCAGAUGGCUAGCGUUCCUCCACGAGACCUGGUUCUGCUCGACGGCGCUGGACGCAAGAGCACAAUCGACAAAGAGGUCUUCGUGUGUAUCCAGCUGAAAGACUUCGGCCCCCAGUGGAUAAACUUUGCCGUUACCUCCCUGUUCACGUUCCCAACCGUGCUAGGCCUCCCGUGGCUUAGGGAACAUGACCCCUUCGUCUCUUGGGCUCGUAUGUCCAUUAGACCAUGCUUUUAUCGACCGGAAUUCGACCUCAAGACUCCGACAACGACACCGACAAGAAAACUGGAACUGAGUUCCAGUUUCCCCCCGACACCGACACCGACACCGAAAUCGACAACUAGGACCCCGACAUCAGACCUUGGCUCUCGACUGGAGCAAGGUUUACCGAGUAGCCGCGCUGCCGCUAGCUCGAAGAUUGGCCGCGCCGCCGCCAAUACCACGAAGAGGCCAGGAUCACCCCGGCAAGGUGAAGCCUCUAUUCCGACCAGCAAGAGGAACCGUAACAACUCGAAGAUCACUCUUAGAUCUGACACUGGCUUCGAGUUCACUCGGUUUGGGCGCCUCUUGCCUCCGUUCGACUACGUUCGAAACUACGACACCCACGACUUGGGUUACGACAGCGACUCCGACACCGAGAUCGCUUAUGACACUGCGCGGGGUGGGUCCCCCGACGCCUACGACACUGCACAGGAAGGGUCUCCUGAUGCUUACGAUUCAGAGGACGCAAUGCCGCCUCCUCUCUCCGACUUCGCACUGGGAGCACUGGUUUCACGGGCAGCCAGUUUGCUCUGCAGUGGGGCAGAUGCCACCGACGACACUGCCUUCGUUCCUCAAGAAUAUCACGACUACCUCGACGUCUUCAGCAAGACAGAGGCCGACAAACUCCCUCCACACCGACCUUUCGACCACCACAUCCCUCUCCAGGACGGCAAGACGCCUCCUUUCGGCCCCAUCUAUUCCCUCUCGGAAAAAGAACUUGGCGUUCUUAGGGAAUACCUGGACGAGAACCUAGCCAAAGGGUUCGUCGUCCCCUCCGAGUCCCCAGCCGCGGCACCCAUCUUAUUUGUCAAAAAGAAGGAUGGCUCCCUCCGGCUCUGCGUGGACUACCGCGGUCUCAACAAAAUCACCAUCAAGAACCGCUAUCCGCUUCCCCUUAUCUCUGAGCUACUCGACAGACUCAGGAAGGCGAAGAUCUUCACGAAGAUCGACCUGCGAGGAGCUUACAACCUGCUCCGCAUCGCAGAUGGCGACGAAUGGAAAACCGCUUUCCGCACUCGCUACGGUCUCUUCGAGUAUAAGGUCAUGCCCUUUGGCCUUACCAACGCCCCCGCCAGCUUCCAACACCUCAUGAACCACAACUUCCGGGACAUGCUCGAUGACUUUGUCAUUUGCUACCUCGACGACAUCCUAGUGUUCUCAAACACUGUCGAGGAGCACACGGAGCAUGUCAAGCGGGUCCUCCAACGCCUCCGAGACAUAGGUCUUUACGCCAAGGCCUCGAAGUGUGAGUUCCACACCGACUCCGUGGAAUUCCUCGGCUUCGUCAUCUCUGACAAAGGCAUUGGAAUGGACCAGAAGAAGGUUCAGACUAUCCUCGACUGGCCUAAACCGUGCAACCUGCACGACAUAAGGUCUUUCCUUGGAUUCUGCAACUUCUAUCGCCGCUUCAUCAAGGGCUACUCCACCGUGGCCAAUCCCCUCAUCCGCCUCACUCGCAACGAUGUCCCAUUCACUUGGACGAACAUCGAACAGGAAGCUUUCGACAGCCUCAAGAACAAGUUCACGCUUGCAGGCUUUACCCACCACUACGACCCUGAAUUACCUCUGGUCCUCGAGACCGACGCCUCCGACUUUGCCAUUGCAGGUGUCCUCUCGCAUGAAGUCGAUGGAAUUCUGGUCCCCAUCGCCUUCUUCUCUAGGAAGCUCUCCCCGGCAGAGCUCAACUAUGAGAUCCACGACAAGGAGAUGCUGGCCAUCGUGGCAUGCUUCAAGGAAUGGCGUCACUACCUUGAAGGAGCAGCUCACAAGGUUACGGUCUACACCGACCACCGCAGCCUUGAAUACUUCACGACAUCAAAGCAGCUCAAUCGACGGCAGGCUCGCUGGUCUGAGUUCCUGUCCGAGUUCGACUUUGUUGUCGUCUACCGCCCUGGCGUCAAAGGCACGAAGCCUGAUGCCCUCACUCGACGACCCGACUACCACCCUCAAGACAAAGGAUCAAGCCUAUCGACAACCGCCAACCCGCAAAACUUCAAGCCUCUCUUAGGACCUCGACAAUACCUCGCCACAUCGACAAACAUCAACAUGACCUCCGACAUCGUGUUGCGCCUCAAGAACCUCAUGGAGAAGGAUCCCGACAAGGAAUUCUACCACGAAGAAGCUCAACGACCCAGCAACCGGACCUUCACCUACGACGACAAUGGUCUGGUCAUGCACACCGACAGAUGGGUCGUUCCCCGCGACAACGAGCUUCGCCUUCAACUGGUAAAGGAAGUCCAUGACCACCCGACCGCAGGACACCCUGGACAGCGCAAGACGCUCCAGCUUCUCCAGCGCAACUACUGGUGGCCGCACAUGAAGGGCUGGGUCAACAACUACAUCGACACUUGCCACGAGUGCAAGCGAGCCAAAGCUCGUCGACACAGCCCCUACGGAUUCCUAAAGCCUCUGCCAGUUCCCCCGUAUCCAUGGUCCUCCGUGUCCAUGGACCUCAUUGAAGGACUGCCCAAGUCCAAUGGCUUCGAUUGCAUCCUCGUCAUAGUCGACCGCUUGACGAAGAUGGCAAUCUUCAUCCCGACAACUAAGGACCUCACCGCCGAGGACUUAGCCUGGCUCUACAUCAAGCACGUCUUCUCUCGGCAUGGCCUCCCGCAAACUAUUGUCUCCGACCGAGGCAGUGAGUUUGACUCUCGAUUCUUCAAGGCUUUCACAAAGCUCCUCGGAAUCGACCUCACCAUGUCCACCACCUACCAUCCCGAGACAGACGGCCAGACAGAGCGUGUCAACCAAUCGCUGGAGCAGUAUCUUCGUCUCUACUGCAACUACAAGCAGGACGACUGGUACUACUUGCUCCCAGUCGCUGAGUUCACCUACAACAACACCCCGCACUCAGCCACGACUGUAUCCCCGUUCUUCGCCAACAAGGGAUACCACCCGCGAAGCCAUUUCACCCCUCAAGACGUCGACCACCACUCUCCUCAAGCAAGGAUUCAAGUCGACGGGCUCUCGGAUCUUCACAACCACCUCCGAGAGCAAAUGCGUGUAGCAGCUGAGACUGCUAAGCAUUUCUACGACAAGCACCGAAGUGAAUCGCCAGACUUCAAGGUCGGCCAGAAGGUCUGGCUCGACGCGUGCAACAUCAAGACCAAGCGGCCUAUGAAGAAGCUUGACCACAUGUACUUCGGCCCCUUCACGAUCAUGAAGAAGCUCUCGCCGGAAGCCUAUCGCCUGGAUCUUCCCGCCUCAAUGAGAGCCCUUACGAACUCCUUCAACGUCAAGUUGCUGGAGCCCUAUGCUCACGAUGAGCAUCUCAAGGACCCAAUCCCCAAUCGCCGUCAACCUCCUCCACCUCCAAUCGAGAUCGACGGAGAGGUUGAAUAUGAAGUGCAAGAGAUUCUCGAUCAUAAGCGAGAUCUGCGCUACAAAGAUCCUGAUCGUUAUCUCAUCCGCUGGCUCGGAUACGAUCAAGACGAGGAUCAAUGGGUUGGGACGGAAGCAUUGGAGAACUCGCAAGACCUCUUGCAUGAGUUCUGGGACAAGCGCAAGAAGUUGCGCACCCAUCAGCUUCCAUAA
Molecule: messenger RNA, 4029 nt
Organism: Trichosporon asahii var. asahii CBS 2479
Lineage: Eukaryota; Fungi; Basidiomycota; Tremellomycetes; Trichosporonales; Trichosporonaceae
Product: retrotransposon nucleocapsid protein
Exons: 1
Coding region: 1-4029 (1342 amino acids)
Biological process (GO): DNA integration
Molecular function (GO): nucleic acid binding
Source: RefSeq, a predicted model, not a curated record